This is a messenger RNA of Drosophila montana, 4786 nucleotides long. RefSeq names its product Mnt (gene Mnt). Gene Ontology annotation, biological process: regulation of transcription by RNA polymerase II. The record is from RefSeq and is a predicted model, not a curated record. The coding region runs from base 602 to 3082 and encodes 826 amino acids. NCBI's taxonomy places the organism in Eukaryota, Metazoa, Arthropoda, Insecta, Diptera, Drosophilidae. The transcript has 8 exons. Gene Ontology annotation, molecular function: protein dimerization activity; DNA-binding transcription factor activity, RNA polymerase II-specific; RNA polymerase II cis-regulatory region sequence-specific DNA binding.
CUUGUGUCAUUGCAGUGUGUGCGGGUAGUAGCAGAAGCUGAGUAACAUAAGCGAACGAUCAAAAAUAAUUCAAAAUACAAAACAAAGCAGCAGCUAGCAAAAACCUUUGUUAAUUUUUGCAGUUUUAUCGUUUAUUUUUUUCAAGUGUAUGUACAUAUGUAUAUAAGUUUGUUUCGACGCGCUAGUGUGUGUGUGUGCGUGUGUGUGUGGAAAAUAACAACAAAUAAAAACUGUUCAUAAUAUCAACGCACACAUAUGUACAUACAUACAAACAUACAAAUUUAAUCAAAAGUAACGGGGCCUAUUGCUACUGCAAUAACCACCAACAGCAACAAGAACUACAAAAAACUGCAUCCUACGCCAAAAGCAAAAACAACAAUAAGAAGAAGAAGAAGACGAAGCCAAACAACAACAAAACCAACCGAAUUUCAACUGUAAACGUGUCGACCCAAAUUUGAGUGACUCCCUUUCUCUCUCUCUUCUACGCUCGAUCGCUCUCUUCGUCUGCGCUGUGUGUGUGUGUGUGCGCGAGUGUGUGUGUGUGGUGUGUGUGUGUGCGUGUGUGUGUUUGUGUGUGUAGGCGGCUGUGUGAGACGCGGCUAUGUCACAGGACGGCAUAACAGAGCUACUGCACGCUGCUCAAUACAUUGAGCAGCAGGAAAACCUCAAGCGAUUACAGCUAACGGUGAGCAACGGGGACGACGUUGCCAUCACUCUUGGCGGGCAUUUCAUCAAUGGCAAUGGCUACUGCAGCAAAAGCACUGCUCACAACAACAACAACAGCGCAAGCCAACUCAACAGAAACAACACGCCAACAGCAGCAGCAGCAGCAAUAACAACAACACCCGCCAUCGUAAACAGCCAUAAUGGACUGACUAACGGCACCGCUGCAGCAGCAGCGGUGGAAGCAGCAGUCGGUCUCAGCAUUGGCCAUAGCAGUCCACGCAGUCAAUUAAUUGUUACUCACGAAUAUGAGUACGCUGGCAGCGGCAGCAGCAACGCCGCCGUCGUCGUCAAUGGCAGCAAUGGGCAAUUGGUGGCAACGGCAGCGGUAACGGGGCGCAGCAGCGAAGGUCGCAGCAUCGUUUCGGAGGAUGAAAAUUCCUCCACAAACUUCAACUCCAAAUCCAACUCCUACCCCCAACCACAACAACAACAACAAGUCGCGACAGGCAGAGCAACAACAAUAACAACAGCUGCAAAUGCAACAAGUGCAACAAAAUUAACUGGCGCUGGCCGCUUCGAUGGCUCCACCUUUGUGUUGGUGGCGUCAAGCUCGUCGCCGUUGCAGGUUCAGGUGCCGGUCACGGCCACGGCCACGGUCACGGCUACGGCUACUGCUACGACCGCGCCCCAGCUGAAGCACAAGCUGCCAGCCGGCGUUGCCAGCGCUGCCUCCGAGUUACCGUGCAAGUAUUUCGUGUUGGCGGACGCCAAAGGCGCCUGUCCAACGCAAGCGUCGGCCGGACUCGUAGCCGGAUCCGCAGCCACAGUUGGAGCUGGCAUCUCAGCGGCCGCAACGAGCGCCAAUAAAAUCUCUGGCGAUGGCGCAUUGGCCGCCUUCCAGGCGCUGUCACGAGAAAUGCCCAAAUCGCAAUUAACGCUUACCCCGCCCCCGGUGGCCACUCGGCGAGUGUUUGAGCCGCAUGCCAGAAUCCGCUCGCAUUCAAUGUCCUCCCAUAAAUUUUCAGCGCAAUCCCAUGGCGCACUCAUCGGCUCGGAGGAUGCGCACAUGAGCUACGGGGGCGCAGGACGAGCCGUAAACGCCACAGCCGUCACUUCAUAUCGACAGAUUCUCAAUGCCCAGCAGCAGCAGCAUCACCAUCAUCAGCAGCAUCAGGCAUCGGCCGUAUCCGUCUCGAGCUCGGCGCCAGUGACGGGAUCUCAGCUGACCGGUCAUGGCGGUCGCAGGCGUACCAUCAGCUCUAAUAGCAAUGGGGCUGGAACGCGCGAGGUGCACAACAAGCUGGAGAAGAAUCGGCGGGCCCAUCUCAAGGGCUGUUACGAGGUGCUUAAGAACGAGCUGCCGCUCAAGGAGGAGGAUCGCAAAAAGACAUCCAAUUUGAUAAUACUCGACAAGGCCCACAAAUAUGUCUUGCAACUGUCAAAAUACGAACGGGAUCAGGAGGUAGAGAUGGAGCACUUGGCCAAACAAAAGUUUGAGCUGCAGAAACGGCUCAACAGCCUGAAACGCCCCACGGAUCAGAGCAUUCCACUCAGCGACAAAGAUGUCAAUGAAGCCGUUUGCCUGGCAACCACAUCGUCAUCAUCAUCCUCAGCAUCGUUGUCGUCGUUAUCUCCAUCAUCAGUAGUCGGAGCAGCCCCACCCAUUCUGUUUGAUGGCACCACCGCGCCCGUCUGUGCCGCUGUUUUGCAAACGGCUGUGGCAACAACGGCCAUGUCACCUGUGAUAAGCAAGAGCAACGCGAACAGCAGCAAACACAACAACAACAACAGCAACAGCAACAACAAUGUUACCUCUGCCGCUGCAGUCAACUAUGCACAGAAUCCGAAUCAGCAUCAGAGUCCAUUACUGAAUCCCGAGGCCGCUGCAGCUGCUGUUGCCAUGAACCUGCUCAAGCACAGCAGCAGCAUUAACAACAACAACAACAACCGCUCACCAACAACAGCAUUGUCCACGUCGCAGCAGAGUAGCCCGGCGGGCAGUCCAAAUUUGGCUGGGGCAACGCUAACGACACGCGGUUCCCCAACGCCGUCAACGCCAUCGCCGUCGCCGAGCUCCUCGUCGAGCGGCGUCUCGUCGUCGGCCUCGUUUAUUGGCUCCUCUUCGUCAUCGUCGUCCUCAUCCUCGUCGUCAUCAUCGUCCUCGUCCAGCUCAUCAUCAUCGUCGGCGGGGUCAUCCUCCUCAUCGGCCAGCUCCUCGCCUCCGAUGCCGACGCAGACGCAGGCGACGACGCAUUUGCUGAGCGCCAAGCGCCAUGUCGGCGCUGGUGGCGCCACCAUUGUGGCAACAACGCCCAACGCGGCCGCAGCAGCAAACGGCCAUUCCGCUGGCUUUCAUCAGGCGGAAAAGGAUCGCAAUUACAAUUUCUUGAUGCGCAGCGGCACUGCGGCGCAGUAGAUUGCAACAACUAACACCAUGAGGCAACAACAACAAUUAAUAAAUUUUAAAAAAAUCAACUAAAACAACAACAACAACUGAAUUGUGUGCAACAGCUCCCACCUUACUAAAAAAAAAACACAACAACAACAACAACAACGAACAAACGUCUCGUUCUCAACUCUCUGUUUCUUCGAUUUCUGUUAUACAAACAACAAUCGCACACAGCAGCAGCAGCAACAACAACAACAACAAAACAUAACAGUUCCGCCCAACAUUUAAGCAUCGAUUUUGAAAAUCAAAACAAAAAUGAAACACAAAGAAAAAUACAUAUUUAAACAAAAGAGAAAAUUAUUUUUAAUAAAUAAUUUUAUACACAACAAAAGUUAUAUAAAAAACAACAGCAACAACAACAACAACAAAUCGCAGACAACAAAAACAUUUAGUGGGCUACAACAGCAACAUAUACAAACACUCACACUCACACUCUCACACACACACACACACACACAUUUUAAACAAACACACAUUUUAAACAAACACAUAUUAAGUAAGAUCUAUUAUAUAAAGCAAAUAUUUAGCCACAUACCAUGUAUUUAUGCAAAUAUAGUUUAUAUAGCAAGCCUAGCAAAAACUAAAACAAUAUAAACUAAACAAAAUUUGUAUAUUAGCCAACAACAAAUCACAUAGCACACACACACACGCACACACACACACACAUGAACAGCAAUUAAUAGUAACUUUAAAAAAAAACAACAACAAAAUAUUGACAACAAAAAAAUGCGCUGUUGUAACAGAAACCACCAAAUGGGUAACGCUUUAUAAAACCGCAUGCAUAUCUAUGUAUAUAUAUAUUUAUAUAUAUAGAUAUAUGUAGUAUGUACACAUUAAGUAUGUACAUAUGUAAGCACAUAAAUAUGUACAUAUAUAUAAGUGUGUAUGCAUGUAUGUGUUUAACUAGCACUUGAUGAGAAAGUUGAACAAAAAAACAAAUCAAAAAUAGCAAACAAUUUUUUUUUUUGCAAAAAUUUGAUGUGUGACAAAAAACGAAUCUAAGACAUAUUAAUUACAUACACUGUGCAAAAUCAAUUAGCAAUAUGUAUGCACGUGUGUGCGUGCGUGUGUCCGUGCGUGAGUGCGUGUUAGUUUAUAGCAGCGUAUUCUAUGACCAAACGAAACCAUCUAAUGUAAACGAAAACACCAAACAAAACUAAGAAAAACUAGAGAACAUUUUUUAAGAACCCACGCAAACCGUUAGAUCAUAUUCUAGAUCUUAUAUAUACACACACACGAUAAAGAAGAACAAACUCUGCUUUUGAGUAAACACAUUUUAUAGAAACAGCUGCUAAAAUACAUAUAUAUCUAUAUAUAUGUACAUAUAGCCACAUGUCGAUAGUUUUGACCAACUGUCACUGGCCGAACCACCAAAAAAAAAAACAAAAAACCGAAUCAACUUUUACAUUCUGUUGACAUAUAUAUUAUAAUGUGCGCAUGUGUGUGCGUUUGUGUGUGUGCGUGUGUGUGUGUGUGUGUGUGUGUGUUAGAGACAUACGUUUAUAUAGACAUGAUGUAUUCGAUGUAUGGUCAAUGCAUAUGUGUAGUUGUUGUAGUUGAUGUAGUGAUUACAUACUCGUACAUACAUAUAUGUUGAAUGUGUCGUAAAAGCGCGUAGCUGCAGAAAAUGUUAAAAAAAAAAAACAAAAACAAAAGAAAAUAGUGCAAUAA